AUGAACCACUCUCAAUCACAAACUCAAUCCAAGCAGCCCGGUCAGACACAAUCAUCCAACCAAGGUGCCGCUCAAGCACAAGAGAGAACUACGAAAGGUAAUUCUGCUAGUGCUCCUAGGAAAGUCAAGUUCAAUGUUGGCCACACAUACCAUGUCCUCGAUGUGAUCGGGGAAGGAGCUUACGGAGUGGUCGCAUCCGCCGUGCAUCGUCCCUCGGGAACCAAAGUGGCUAUCAAGAAAAUCGCACCCUUCGAUCAUGCCAUGUUCGCCUUGAGGACUUUGAGGGAAUUGAAGUUGUUGAAGUACUUUGCGGAAGAGGGAGUCAGCGAGAAUAUUAUCUCCGUACUGGAUAUUAUCAGACCAGCAUCAUACGAAAGUUUCAAAGAGGUCUACCUCGUUCAGGAACUUCUCGAAACCGAUUUACACCGAGUGAUCCGUACGCAAGAUUUGUCAGAUGAUCACUGUCAGUAUUUCUUGUACCAGACCUGUAGGGCACUGAAAGCACUACAUUCAGCUGAGAUCAUUCACCGAGAUCUGAAACCUUCCAAUCUGCUAUUGAAUGCAAAUUGCGAUCUGAAAGUCUGCGAUUUCGGUUUGGCCAGAUCAACACAAACUGCUACACCUGACACUCAGGGAUUUAUGACUGAGUACGUUGCUACUCGAUGGUACAGAGCCCCUGAGGUAAUGCUUUCCUUCAGGAUGUAUACAAAGUCCAUCGAUGUAUGGUCAGUCGGGUGUAUCCUGGCUGAGAUGUUGAGUGGUAAACCCUUGUUCCCGGGAAGAGACUACCACCACCAACUGUCGCUCAUCUUGGAUGUGCUCGGUACACCAACGUUCGAAGAGUUCUCAGCUAUCACCUCUAAGCGAUCAAAGGAAUAUGUCAGGACUUUACCGUUCAGGAAGAGGAGAACGUUCGAAUCGCUCUACCCCAACGCCUCGCCUCUUGCGAUCGAUUUCCUCAGCAAGACGUUGACCUUCGAUCCGAGGAAACGAUUCACCGUCGAACAAUGUUUGUCUCACCCAUACCUCGACGCAUACCAUGAUCCAGAUGACGAGCCUUCCGCCAAACCCUUGUCACCGAAUUUCUUCGAGUUUGAUAUGAUGAAGGAGGAGAACAACAGGGAGGAUCUGAAGAGGUUGUUGUAUGAGGAGAUCAUGUCUUUUGGCCAUUCCAAUGGUAAUCAUUAG
Messenger RNA from Kwoniella botswanensis, 1188 nucleotides. RefSeq lists its product as uncharacterized. Gene Ontology annotation, biological process: protein phosphorylation; intracellular signal transduction. The coding region runs from base 1 to 1188 and encodes 395 amino acids. Gene Ontology annotation, cellular component: cytoplasm; nucleus. Gene Ontology annotation, molecular function: MAP kinase activity; ATP binding. The record is from RefSeq and is a predicted model, not a curated record. Lineage: Eukaryota; Fungi; Basidiomycota; Tremellomycetes; Tremellales; Cryptococcaceae. The transcript is spliced from 10 exons.